CAGCUGGGGAGCGGAUCGCAAGCCACAGUGAUACUGCUGCAGUGAACGGAUAAGCAUCACAUCACUUAACACCGCUUUGCUUUAAAUCGGAUUUCCAGCUGCCUCGAUUAUUAGGUGGUACCGGACCCAGGAGCCAAUGGGAGACUGAAUGUGCAUGCCGAAGGCUAUGAGGUUGGACGCAUCCCUCUGACCAAAGACCCAGAAGAAAGAGACAGAGUGGCAGACUGAACCCGGGAUUGCAGUGCACUGAAUACAAUGAGAACUUACCUCCUGCUCCUGCUGUGGGCCCACCUCUCCCACCACGGGGACGCCAAGGCCUUUUUCAAAAGGACUACAGGGGACCUGUUAAAGGGGACUCCGGGACUGGAGGGGGGCGACAGAGUGGCCCUCAGGCGCUCCAAACGGGGAUGGAUGUGGAACCAGUUCUUUUUGCUGGAAGAGUACACCGGAACCGAUUACCAGUAUGUCGGAAAGCUCCAUUCUGACCAGGACAGGGGGGACGGCACUGUCAAGUACGUCCUCAAUGGGGACGGGGCCGGCAGCCUGUUCCUGAUUGACGAAAACUCAGGCGACAUCCACGCCACCAAGAGGCUGGACAGAGAGGAGAAGGCCUUCUACACACUCCGCGCCCAGGCAGUCAACAAAAGGACGGGCCGGCCGCUGGAGCCCGAGUCCGAGUUCAUCAUCAAAAUUCACGACAUCAACGACAACGAGCCAAAGUUCACCAAGGAGGUCUACACCGCCACCGUCCCAGAAAUGUCAGAUACCGGCACAUCUGUCAUACAGGUAACGGCCACCGACGCAGACGACGCCACCUACGGCAACAGUGCGAGGGUGGUCUAUAGCAUCCUGCAGGGGCAGCCUUACUUCUCCGUGGAGUCCGCAACAGGAAUCAUUAGGACAGCCCUCCCCAACAUGAACAGGGAAAAUCGGGAGCAUUACCAGGUGGUGAUCCAGGCCAAAGACAUGGCGGGCCAGAUGGGCGGCCUAUCCGGGACCACCACAGUCAACAUCACCCUGACGGAUGUCAACAACAGCCCCCCGCGUUUCCCUAAGGACGUGUACCACUUCAGCGUCCCCGAGUCCACAGAGGUGGGGUCCCCCAUGGGCCGGCUGAAGGCCACCGACGCCGACGUGGGCCUGAACGCCGAGAUGGACUACAGCAUCAUCGGCGGUGAUGGCCUGGAUGUGUUUGAGAUUGUGACGAACCGGAGCACGCAGGAGGGCGUCAUUAUGGUGAAAAAGCCGCUGGACUACGAGAGGAAGAAGGCAUACGUGCUGAAGGUGCAGGUGGAGAACACUCACCUGGACGUGCGGUUCCUCAGCCUGGGGCCCUUCAAGGACACGGCGACGGUGAAGAUCGGCGUGGAGGACGUGGACGAGCCGCCCCUCUUUGACCGGGGCAGCUACGUGAUGGAUGUGAAGGAGGACGCCAGCGAGGGGGCUGUCGUCGGAUCAGUGAGCGCCACGGACCCCGACGCCAGCCGCAGCCCCAUCAGGUACUCGAUCGACCGGCGCACGGACAUGGACCGGCUCUUCAACAUUCACCCGGGCAACGGCAGCAUCUUCACCCUGAAGCCUCUGGACCGCGAGGAGAGCGCCUGGCACAACCUGUCCAUCAUUGCCACGGAGUUCAACAACCCCAUACAGAUGAGCCGAGUGCCCGUCUACAUCCGGGUGCUGGACGUCAACGACAACGCCCCCACGUUUGCCACCUUCUACGAGACGUUUGUGUGUGAAAACGCGAAGGCAGGACAGAGGAUACAGACUGUCAGUGCCACGGACGCCGACGAGCCGCUCGGAGGACACAAGUUCUUCUUCAGCCUGGCGCCGGAGGCCUCAGUGAGAGCCAACUUCACCGUCCGGGACAACAGAGACAACACAGCUGGCAUCCUGACGCGACGCAGCGGGUUCAACCGCGCACAGAAGAGCAGCUACCUGGUUCCCGUGGUGAUCUCAGACGGGGACUUCCCCAUGCAGAGCAGCACCAGCACGCUGACGGUGCGCGUGUGCAGCUGCGACCGUGACGGGAACAUGAAGCUGUGCAGCGCUGAGGCCUACACGCUGUCGGCGGGGCUCAGCACCGGCGCCCUGGUGGCCAUCCUGCUCUGCGUCCUCAUCCUGCUCAUGAUCGUGGUUCUUUUCGCUGCCCUGCGGAGGCAGAAGAAGAAGGAGCCCCUGAUCAUGUCCAAAGAAGAUGUGAGGGACAACGUGGUCAGCUACAACGACGAGGGCGGCGGCGAGGAGGACACGCAGGCCUUUGACAUCGGCACGCUGCGCAACCCAGAGGCCAUCGAGGACAGUAAGCAGAGGCGGGACAUCAUCCCGGAGUCCCUGUGCCCGCCCGCGCGGCGGCCGGCCGCCCCGUCCCGGGACAACGCCGACGUGCGGGACUUCAUCAACCAAAGGCUGCAGGACAACGACACCGACCCCACGGCCCCGCCCUACGACUCGCUGGCCACCUACGCCUACGAGGGCAACGGCUCAGUGGCCGAGUCCCUCAGCUCACUGGAGUCCGCCACCACCGAGGGCGACCAGGACUACAAUUACCUCAGCGAGUGGGGGCCCCGCUUCAAGAAGCUGGCGGACAUGUACGGGGGCGAGGACAGCGACAGGGACUCCUAACGAGGCCAGGGGGCGCAAAGGAGCGAACAAGAGA
This is a messenger RNA of Megalops cyprinoides (Indo-Pacific tarpon), 2659 nucleotides long. Its product is annotated as cadherin-10-like. Gene Ontology annotation, molecular function: calcium ion binding; cadherin binding. The transcript is spliced from 12 exons. The record is from RefSeq and is a predicted model, not a curated record. The coding region runs from base 256 to 2625 and encodes 789 amino acids. NCBI's taxonomy places the organism in Eukaryota, Metazoa, Chordata, Actinopteri, Elopiformes, Megalopidae. Gene Ontology annotation, cellular component: plasma membrane; adherens junction; catenin complex. Gene Ontology annotation, biological process: cell morphogenesis; homophilic cell-cell adhesion; adherens junction organization.